Molecule: messenger RNA, 5333 nt
Organism: Cavia porcellus (domestic guinea pig)
Lineage: Eukaryota; Metazoa; Chordata; Mammalia; Rodentia; Caviidae
Gene: Epm2a
Product: EPM2A glucan phosphatase, laforin
Exons: 4
Coding region: 1441-2574 (377 amino acids)
Biological process (GO): protein dephosphorylation
Cellular component (GO): nucleus; cytoplasm
Molecular function (GO): protein tyrosine/serine/threonine phosphatase activity; protein tyrosine phosphatase activity; carbohydrate phosphatase activity
Source: RefSeq, a predicted model, not a curated record
CCUCCCGGGAAAUAUAAAAGUAGCACAAAAUCCACUGCCAUGGUUUUGGGAGAUAAUUUGUAUGCUGCCACAAAUUUAUGAAACAGUUACUAAUGCCCUUUUGUUACAUGUGAAGUGCUGAAAAUAGUUCAGAAAUCUCUCAUGCAGGACAGAGGCCUAGAGUUUAAAGCGUUAAGUCAGCUCUAUCAUGAGCAGAGGCCCAGUGUUUGGUAGAGACAAGAAACCAGCUGAAAGAUUCACUUUGCGCAAUUGAGGACAAGGGCUGAGACUUUUAUCUCAUGAGAACUAGCUGGUCCUUACAGAUGUCUAAAAAAAGACGUAGCACGAUGAAACCGUUGUGAGAACUGUUGACAGCAGGUUUGAGGUAGGAACCAUGGGGGGGGGGACUGGUUAGGCAAUGGGCAGAAACCUAAAUUUGCCUGGGGGGCAAGUAGGAAUGACUACAAAACAAGUGAAAUUUGUUUUUAUUUAAAUGCCUGGGCAUGGAACAUUAGUGAGUAGGAAGGACAAAGUCAUGAGGUUUCUAGCCUGACUCAAGCCAAAGUGGGAGAAGGGAGAAUCAGGUGACUUGGUAAAGGGGAAAGCCCCGGGUUUCAAUUAGUACAAUCAUGGAAUCAUGAGAUGUUAAAGCAGGAAAAAGACCUUCAAAGUCAUCAAUUCUAGUCCCUUUUAGGAGGGCAAGUAAAGCAAAGGGAGUGAGAUGCAGUCAGGGCCCUGAGCAGGAAGAGCAAUAGGGUCAGGAGAACCCAACCCUUCCUGCUCUACUGUCGAGCUCUGUACAGUGAUUCUCAAGUUCACCAGGACUUGACUGUAGCUAAUUAGAACAAAAAUAAAUAACGAUUUUAAAAAAGCCCUCGGCUCUUUUUCUCCUAUUUUGGGCAUUUUCAAAAUACAACUAUUGAGGGUCAUUUCUUUGCAGGAUGACAAAUUAUGUGUGAGCUCUUUCCAAGGAAUAACAGUUGGGAGUAAAAUGUAGCCACAAAGCCACAAAACACCGUCUUCCCAUCUAUGUCCCGACCCACUACGUCAGAUUACAGCUAUUUUUUUUUUUUUUAAAUCACAGUUCUUUUCAAACCGAAGUGGACCCGCGUCCAAGGGACGGAUUCCUGCCUCCCGGCAGCAUGCCGGAUCGCCGCUUCUCCUCUCCGGGCACAGCAGAGAGGACGCGGCUAGCUCUUCCGUGAUCUGGCCAAGCGGUGUUUGUUCAAUCCUCAGUUAUAUGUAAAUUAUCUUCAAAAGCGACGCCGAGCCUCCUCUCUGACUGGAUUACCUCGCGGAGAAUGUCUCGGUCUCCGCACAGUCACAGCCCGGUGCAGGCACCGAAGCAAGGCCCUGGGCCAACGGCGCCGGCCGGCGGGGAGGGGAGAGCGCAGACGGUGCGCAGCGACGCGGCCGGCUUCUCCCUCACCCUUGACCAGACGAGCAGCUCUCUUUGGGCCUAUGUCCUUUGAAACCAGGACUCUAGACUUCUUCAGAGAAUGCAAGAUUCUAAAAUCGAACACGAAAAGGUACAGCAAAGGCAGAGUUACACUCGGCGUGAGGGAGCAAUUGACUUCCACCGCCGGCGCUCCGCAACGACGCCGCGGGGGUCAGAGGGCGGCGUGCGCGCCCCCGCAGAGCCCUGCGUGCGCGACUCCGUGGAGCAGGCCUUCGCGGAGCGGCCAGGACGGGCCAGUGGGCGGGGCACAGCGGGGCGGGGCUCGGGAGGAGGAGGAGGCCGCGGCUGAGGAAAGAAAAGGCGGCGGCCCGGCAGCGACCCGGAGAGGUACGGCGGAGGCGAGUCGGCUAGGGACUGGGUGCGGGCGUGGGCGGCUCCUGACAGCGCAGAGCGGCCGGACCCGGUGGCCAGAGCCUGGGCCGCGGUGCUGCCGCGCGGCCGGCAAUGGGCCUUACCAUGAUCGGUGCUGCACUUACAAUGAAAACAACCUGGUGGAUGGUGUUUACUGUAUCCCGAUAGGACACUGGAUUGAGGCCACUGGAGAGACCAACGAGAUGAAGCACACGACGGAUUUCUAUUUUAACAUUGCAGGCCACCAAGCCAUUCAUUAUUCAAGAAUCCUACCAAAUAUCUGGCUGGGUAGCUGCCCUCGCCAGGUGGAACAUGUAACCAUCAAACUGAAGCAUGAAUUGGGGAUUACAGCUGUCAUGAAUUUCCAGACGGAAGGGGAUAUUGUCCAGAAUUCCUCAGGCUGUAACCGCUACCCAGAACCUAUGACUCCAGACACAAUGAUUAGACUGUAUAAAGAAGAAGGCUUGGUCUACAUCUGGAUGCCAACACCAGAUAUGAGCACUGAAGGCCGUGUGCAGAUGCUGCCGCAAGCCGUGUGCCUCCUGCACGCACUGCUCGAGAACGGCCACACCGUGUACGUCCACUGCAACGCUGGGGUGGGCCGCUCCACCGCGGCCGUGUGCGGCUGGCUGCAGUUUGUAGUGGGCUGGAACCUGAGAAAAGUGCAGUAUUUCCUCAUGGCCAAGAGGCCAGUCGUGUACAUUGAUGAAGAGGCUCUGACGCGGGCACAAGAAGACUUUUACCGGAAGUUUGGGAAGCUUCGUUCUUCCUCAUGCAGUCUGUAGCUGGUCAUCCUGCCUCCCCUUCCUCUCAGUUUCUUAAGGAGCCUGAGGUUAUAUGAGUCAAAUGACCUAGAAACAAAGAUCUUACCUGAAAGGGUCUGUGGGCGUUCGCUCCUGCUCCAGGCUGCCCUUUCUUCUUGGGUUGUCUCUCUGAAGUACCUUACAAAUGAAGCUAUGGCUGACACAUGAGAAGACACCAAAGGCUGGAAAAGGAUGUAUGUGGUCCCGGCUGCUGCAGGCGGAAGAGUCCCUUGCUUCACAAGUGCUGACUGCACUGUGCUCUAAUUCAUGACAGCACUUUCUUGUUGCAUUGUAGCUCUCUGGAGUGCAGAGGAAAAGACACCAGGUUAUAUGGUUUUCCUCACUGCGUGGUUACAUGUGUAUACAUUCACAUGCACCCAACACACAGACACACACACAUGCACGCAUGCGCGCGCACCCCCCCCCCCCCCACUGCUUUUUAUUGAGCUGAACUGAACUAUAGUCAUUUCCCAAAGCAGGGAAUAAAGGUGGAAACCUAAGAAUAUGAUAGAAGCUCAACAGGAGCAGAGUUUUGCACUGGCUUUGUUUUUGCCUUCUGUUUCUUAAAGUCUACUUCUAGGCAUCCCCUCCCUUAUCCAUCCACAGCCCAGUGGAAAACGUAAGCCCUGUUUCGUUUUAAUUGAGGUUUAAUCAACACAGAUCGCUUGCUCAAAGUCUUAUGGCUACUCAGAGAUGAACUGGAGUUGUAAAUCGUGUUUAUUUGACUCGGUGCUGUUUUUAGUACAGCUUGUUUUUUCUGCUGACAGCAGUGAACUCAGUUUUGUCCCUCUCAGGAUAAGAUCGACCCCUGCAGCAGUGAGAAAUGGAACAGUGUUCUGAUAAGUUGCUAAAGAAUUUAGAGCAGUAAUUCUUUUUUGUGCAAAUUAAUUUAAACCAUGGUGAGUUAUCUCAAGGCCAGGAGCUGUAUUUUUAAAAGAGCCGAAAUCUGCAGGUCAUUGUUCCACAGCCUCAGUCUGAUCCUGGUUCAGUCCACAAGUUAGCAUGAUACACAGAUACUGUGCCCCAGAACAUUCAGCUCGAUCCCCGAGAUUCUACAGGAAAUGCUAAGAAGAGCAAGACUUUGCCUUUUAAAGUACACAGCCCAGAAGCGGACCAGCUGUAGUGUAGGACUGCAGGGAACGGUCUGGUGGAUUAUAAGAUGGGAAAGUAUGUUUUAAUUGAGUCCCUCUGUGGGCUAUGAGGUACUCUACCAUUUUACCUAGUUCCAUCUUCACAAUACCCUGCAAGAGAGAUUUCAUCAUCUCCAUUGUUCAGAUGAGGGUGCUAAAGCUCAGAGAGAUUAAAUCAGCUGUCCCUUGCCACAUGCUGAAUAAAUGAAAUGAGAGACAAAGUUGGUUUGUCUGUGUCAAAACCUACGGUUUUGAAAAUUGAGCUGUAGUGCUUACUAAGUUUUCUGUUCUUCUAAAAAUGUAUACUGACAGGUAUAAGAGACUGUGAUUUAGGAGGGAUGGGGAUAAGAGGACACAGACACGUUCCAAUAGAGCUCUAAUUGGGAGGAGGUGUCUUGCAGUGGUGGCACUCUGGAAGUGACAUUUUCUUGAGUCAGAGGAGUCUGGAAGGGAAACAUUUCUCCUAUGUUAAAAUUAUAAGCUAGCAUUGAGUUUUGGAAAGUCCAGCUCUCUUCCAAAAAUAGCUAGAAAUAGAUCUUAUAUUCAAGAGCCCACUUAAGAUCAUUGUGUCAAGUAAAAAUAUAAUUAAAAAGAAAGUAUUUUAACUAAUAUCUGUAAGAAUGUGUGUGUGAGAUUCCUUAAUGUCUAAGAAAAAUGCUAUGUAAUUCCUACUGAAGAGUGGGUUUUUUAGGUGGAUUUUCUUUUUCGUUCUUUUUUGCUCUGAUAAAUAGAAUCAGUUUAGGACUAUUAAGGAAUGUUUUAUGAUAACCUCCCUUAUUUUAAAAUCAUCUGUAUUUUUUGCUAAAUAAAAAAAGCAUUUAAAAAAAUCUCUGUGAACAGUUUGUUAUCAUCUAAUUCUAAAUCCAGAAGAACAUCACUGAGUUUUUUAUUUACAAAUAACAGUCAGCUGAGCUAAAUUAUCUUUCCUUUGUCACGUUCCUGUUUCAUUCAACUGUACAAGUUGGCAGUUACAUGACAAUGACGUCAGAAGUGGGAGCACCACAAGAUGUGAGGGCGAAAACUCCAGGAAUGAGAAGGAAUCAAGUCUGAUACGCUGAUCUUACCUGUUUAUUACCUGUAUAACAGCACUUUUUGGGGGAGGGUACUGAGGACUGAACUAAAUGUGGUUCUAACACUGAGCCACAAAUUAAGCCCAUCAGAACUUUUCAAUCAGAGUCUUCUCAAAGAAAAUCAUAAGAUUUGUCUCAUGGUAAGGACGUAUCCAGAUUGCAUUCUGUCAUGGCUUGUUUCUAGAUGUUCCCCCAGCCUUGCACUCUAGGUGGGGCUUUUUGGACAUGGCUGGGUCUGGGGUAUGUGAUACUGGAAUCCAGGAUUUGGUGCUUGGAUUGAUUCAUGGUACAGUGCUAGGAUUGAGGCUGCCCCACCCUGGAUGUGAGUUCUUCCUGCUCUAAGGGUGGGCAGCCUGGAUAGGAUAUGAGAGACAGACAGACGGACACUGCUUGCUUCUUGAUGCUGGCUACUUUCGUUGUCUUCUGCCUGCCAUGAGCUCUCUCUCCUCUGUGAUGCCCCUCUGCCAUGACAGCCUGCGUUGGACUGAUUACGGACUGAAACCUCUACAUACUGAGUUAAAUAAACCUUUUUUUCUUUUAA